AUGAUUCGUGGCCCUCGAUGGAAGAAACCUGAUCCCGUCCCUCCACCACCUCCGGUCGUUGACACAGCCGACGCCGAGCUUCAAGCUGAGGAGCCCGGCCGGGAGCACGACUAUGGCGAUGACGAUGAAGGCUUAAAAGCUGCGAUCGAGGCAUCUCUGCAGUCAUUUGAAGAGGAAAAUACAAGGGAUACUAGCUCGGCCGCUUCAAAAGACCUUGAGUCUGCCACAGCGCCCAACACAGCCGAGUCGGCAGAUCUCUUUGAUGACAUCCCGGACGAUGCUUUCGAUUCGGAUCUAUCUUUAUCACCGCCGACAAGGCAAACGCCACAAGUACCUUGGGCCACAUCCGAGGCUCGGAUGCGUCCAUUAGGCGUGCGUCAAACGACCUUAUUUGAUAUAGCUGCUCGAAGUCCGGCAAGCCAGCCCCCACGUGGUGAACAGAUGAUAUCCCCGCCAGAUAAGGUUGAGCCUCCAACUCAACACAAACUCAAUCAAGACUCCUUGGAGACAUGGAUAUAUCCCACAAACCUGGGCAAGACUCGCGACUACCAGUUCAAUAUCACUCAAAAAGGCCUGUUUCAUAACUUGCUCGUAGCUCUGCCUACUGGCCUGGGGAAGACCUUUAUCGCUGCCACUGUUAUGCUCAAUUGGCUACGUUGGACUCGAGAUGCUCAAAUUAUAUUCGUUGCUCCUACGAAACCGCUGGUAGCUCAACAGAUAUCUGCAUGUCUACAAAUUGCGGGUAUUCCGCGCUCACAGACAACCAUGCUCACAGGCGAAGCUCCGCCUGGGGUUCGUGCAGAGGAAUGGAAGGCGAAGCGGGUCUUUUUUAUGACUCCCCAGACUUUAACCAACGACCUCAAAUCAGGGAUCGCCGACCCAAAACGGAUUGUGUUACUUGUUGUUGACGAGGCCCAUCGCGCUACUGGUGGCUAUGCCUAUGUGGAAGUGGUCAAGUUUCUCCGGCGGUUCAACCAGAGCUUUCGCGUCUUAGCUUUAACCGCAACACCCGGUUCCACAGUCGAAUCGGUGCAAGCUGUUGUUGAUGGACUUGAUAUUUCGAGGGUAGAAAUCCGUACGGAGCAGUCACUCGAUAUCCGAGAGUAUGUGCACGCCAGGAACACCGAUAUCCAAACAUUCCAGAACUCGGAUGAAAUGAUUCUAUGCAUGGACCUUUUGAGUAGCACAUUACAACCACUUGUCGAUCAGCUCCGUACCCUGAAUGCUUUUUGGGGGCGGGAUCCGAUGGCAUUAACACCAUACGGACUUACCAAGGCGAGACAGCAGUGGAUGAUGUCUGAUGCUGGAAGGAAUGCAAACUUUGGUCUGAAGGGAAAGGUCAAUGCGAUCUUCACUGUUCUCGCGAGUAUGGCGCACGGUAUCGAUCUGCUCAAAUAUCAUGGAAUCACUCCGUUAUAUCGCCAUCUACUACACUUCCAAUCUAAUACUGAUGGACAGAAAGGUGGAAAGUACCAGCGUCAGAUCGUACAAGACGAGCAUUUCAAGAAGCUCAUGAACUACCUCAGCCCAUGGACCAAGAACCCUGAGUUUAUUGGCCAUCCAAAGUUAGAAUACCUAAAGCAGGUUGUCUUGAACCACUUUAUGGAUUCUGGUGAAGGUUCCCAUACGGCUACCGGCGAUAACCAGACAGCUACCAGAGUCAUGAUUUUCGUGCAUUUUCGAGACAGCGCUGAAGAAGUGACAAGGGUGUUAAAGAGAUAUGAACCCAUGAUUCGACCUCACGUUUUUGUUGGGCAGAGCAGCGCCAAGGGAUCAGAGGGAAUGGGUCAGAAGACCCAACUUGAUAUUGUCCAAAAAUUCAAGAAAGGAACUUACAAUACCAUCGUGGCGACUUCAAUUGGUGAAGAAGGGUUGGAUAUUGGGGAAGUCGACCUCAUUGUUUGCUACGAUUCUUCCGCCUCUCCCAUCCGCAUGCUGCAACGCAUGGGACGGACAGGUCGAAAAAGAGCCGGUAACAUUACCCUUCUCCUGAUGCAAGGAAAGGAAGAGGAGAAUUAUCUCAAAGCGAAAGACAACUACGAAAAGAUGCAGCAAUUGAUAGCAAGCGGCACACAGUUCACUUUCCACGAUGAUAGAUCUCCGCGCAUCCUACCGAGUGGCAUGAAACCUACCCCGGAUAAACGACAUAUCGAUAUACCGGAUGAGAAUGAAGCCGGAGAUCUACCAGAGCCUAAGAAACGCAAAGGACGACUCCCGAAGAAGCCUCCGAAGCAAUUCCACAUGCCCGAUAACGUCCAAACAGGGUUCACGACGGCAGCGACCCUGACAGGGACAUCGAAGCCGAAAUCAAAACCCAAGGAGAAACCGAAGGAGAAACCUAAACCCCGGAUACCGACACCAGAGCCUGUUCUAGUUCCAGACGUCGACGAUGUCCUGCUCACUCCAACUCAGCAAAAGGAACUCAAGCAGAACUACCAGGAUGUAGGAGGAACAAGUCCACAGUUCAUCCGCUAUCCUCGGAGUGAUGCUUUCCCGCAACUUCAGUCAGUCCAGCGACCAACUAAGAUGGUGAGACACAGCUCCCUCACCCGGCGUGUCAUCGGCGCACUGCAGCGAAUGAACCAAGUCGGGGCAGACUGUGAGGAUCGUUUCAAAGAAGUAAUAGCUCGCGAGUCGAAACUAUCCUCCGAAGACUCUCUUCUCCCUGGCAAGUCUUCAACGGGUGGACCACGUCGGCACUCAACCAAAAUUAACUCGAAGCCUACUAGACCCCACCCUUUGCCGGGGGUCUCUGAAGAUGAGGAUACCGAUUUAGAUCUCCCAUCCCCGAGCAAGCUGUUCUCAGCACCUGAGGGCCGUCAGCGCCCGAAGCCGUUUCAGCCUCCACGUAGGGUCAGUGAGCUUGUCACUCUUGAAGACGAGUUUGACUUGCCUGAUCCCAAUUCUUUGCUUACGCCGGACGCCGGACGCGGAUCUAUUCAGAAACGGAGGGCUAUUUUUGAUUAUGACAGUGAUGAGUAA
Aspergillus versicolor CBS 583.65 is the source of this 2982-nucleotide messenger RNA. RefSeq names its product 3'-5' DNA helicase (gene mph1). The record is from RefSeq and is a predicted model, not a curated record. Lineage: Eukaryota; Fungi; Ascomycota; Eurotiomycetes; Eurotiales; Aspergillaceae. The transcript has a single exon. Gene Ontology annotation, molecular function: hydrolase activity; ATP binding; 3'-5' DNA helicase activity. Gene Ontology annotation, biological process: replication fork reversal; interstrand cross-link repair; double-strand break repair via synthesis-dependent strand annealing. Bases 1 to 2982 code for a protein of 993 amino acids.